Messenger RNA from Podospora pseudocomata, 3702 nucleotides. RefSeq lists its product as uncharacterized. Gene Ontology annotation, cellular component: cytoplasm. Gene Ontology annotation, molecular function: protein-folding chaperone binding; ATPase inhibitor activity. The record is from RefSeq and is a predicted model, not a curated record. NCBI's taxonomy places the organism in Eukaryota, Fungi, Ascomycota, Sordariomycetes, Sordariales, Podosporaceae. The coding region runs from base 1 to 3702 and encodes 1233 amino acids. The transcript has a single exon.
AUGCUCGGGAAACUCUUCAACCUCGGUGCGGCGGCCGGGACAGGGGCCGUACCCUCGGCUCAGGCGUCUUCCCAUAAGCCAUUCUCACUCGAAUCGGUACAGGAAGACAUCCACACGCGAAACCUGCUCUUUCCCAAUCCGCAAGAUUUGUUUGAACAUCACGCCAACCAGCUCUACCCCUUAUCCAGCGGCUCUUCGCCACUCACCAGCUCCUCCACGAACGCGUUCGAUUAUGAUGCCGAUAUCGACCUCGGCGUGCAGGAUGUGCGCAUUAUCAUCAUGCAAGAUGCCCUGAGUUCGGUUGCGGCUUCUCUGUUGUAUGACAGUCAGGCCCCUCCGGCCGUCCCAGCCGGAUAUGCGGAUCGCCCGUCGGCCACGGCCGGCUCUUAUUCGGUGCAGGAGAGACGAAAUCCGGCAUCGCCCCGAAAGCCUCCGAUCACGACUGCUGGCCGUCCCAUCAUCAUCCAGCAGGGAAGCCCCAAGACCAGGCAGGGUGCUUUUGAUCGGAGACCGUCAGUUCACAGCCGGACUCAGGGUUAUGUGGAAAGCGAGUCUCAGCGCGCAUGGCGCGAGUAUCGGGAGGAAUUGGCCACGUUUUCCAGCUGUAUCUUUGGUAACUCGGAGCUCAUGGCCUAUAAAGGAACAUCGACAAAAGUCCACGUUGUACCAUCCGAGGCCCGGCCGCUGGACAAUGGUUCCAUGUUCUCAGAUGGUCGAAGUUCCAUGGGCAGAUCUAGCAUGAGGGCGAGCAGACUAUCGCAGUCAUUCUCUUCGGAAAACCCACCACCAAUGACGACCCCGCCCACUCCAGGUGUUGCAAGCCGGGGAUAUGAGCGCAAGAAAGUGCUGAUCACGAGGCUGUUUCCGGUAAACCUGCCCUUGGACGAAAAACUUACACCGGCCGGUGCCGAAGAGAGCACUAGCUAUCCCUUCCCUCCAACCUCGGACGACAACAAGGUGAAGAAAAAGAAGUUCCAACCCAAGCAGAAACGAACGCCAAUGUAUGCUGUUGCUCUGAUAAUCAGUCUUCCCCCGCCUCCUCAGUCAACCACAACGCCGUCAGCUAGACCUGCCUUCAGAGGCUCCAACUCGUAUACGGAGCAGGACUCAUUCCCAUCAUCAUUCAGCUCGGCCCGGCGCUCAGGAUGGACUCUGGUCGGGAAUCAACCUGGCCACGCGGUGGACUCCUUUGAGACCAGUUUCAGCAGUGAUAUGGAAGAUCAGAUCGACAGCAUCACGCAACACUGGGAUAUCAUAAUGCGGACAUUAACCCAUUUGCAGUCAAAAGCAGCGAGUGUUAUUUUCCAGAUGCUCAGACAGGCAGAUUUGACCUCUCCCGAUCCGCUGCCGAGUCUUCAGCACAUGGCACGAGCGAUGCCCAUGUCUGGACGCCGCAGCGAAGACGGUGCUCCGGUCAAACCCCCAAAAACGAAUGCGAAGCCGAUUACCUUGCUACCCAAUUGUUUGCUUGAAAAUCGUCACAUCAAAGAAGAAGUAAACGCUGCCAAGACCAGAAUUGUGGCAGGCAUUCGGGCCUCCCGUGUGACAACUGGGCAGAAUCGAUGGCCGAUAUGGCGAGAUGAAACCCGCAGUGUGGCCAAAUGGGCUGGUGGAAAGGAGCAGGGCUUCUUCAUCUACACAUUGCUGACCAGCUUCCUGGCUACACACACCGACUGGCUCCAGGCCCUCAGUCCUCACGAAUACCGUCGGAGGUAUUUCUUGCAGAAACAGGCAAAAGCGGACGAGGACAAUAUGGUACCCGCCCGUACCAUCAUUGUGAGCGACAACAAGAUUGCGGCUCGUCGUUUGAUUUUCCUGCUGGCUGCCUUCCUGCCUGCAUCGCAACAGAUACCCACCAUCAGAGCGCACCGGCCAAGCACUUCGACGUCCUUUGGCACGCUCUCCCAGUCCCCUCCCUCCUUUGUAGUUCCGAUACUGAAAGAAGAAUCCUUACGGCGCAGAAUCAAUCGACGAACAGGGUCGAGAGUGCCCUCGCAUUCGCGCAAUCUCAGUUUACAGUCACAGCAUGCUCGUGGAACUGGGGUCCCGCCUCCCUUGGCCCAUCUGAGCAUGGAGGGGCGACACGAGCGGCGGGCUUCAGAUGCGACGUCAAUGCGGACAGCUCAUCUCCCGAUCAGGGGCGCUGACCACAACACACGCAAAAGCAGUGCCGCCACAACUGCAACCAUCACAGCCGAGACCAGCGUACCGCACUUUGCCACAGGCCAGGCAGCUGAUCUCUUUUCACCAGGCCGGCCGGGAAGCAGCAAUAGCGUCGCCGCCAAUGACCUGAAGCGCCUCACCAGGGACGAUGGUACAGGUGCCAACGAGCGUCGUGAAAGCUCUCGAUGGAGCGUUAUCAGCGGUUUUUGGCCCACGCGUCGACGAGAUUCUACUGCCAGGACUCCGGAUUUCGCUGAAGAGCAAAAUGGGGUCCCCCGGUCUCCGAUUAAUGCGCGGCGGCCCUCUGGCGCCGCAUUAACCAUGGUCUUCACAGAGUCUGGAAAGGGUUCGGGAACGAAACCAGUUGUUGACGCUCAGGUGUCGUCUCCAGUGAGUGGUUGUGGAGAUGCUGCUUCUCCGGGGCGGGCAUCAGCAGACACACUCGGGCUCUCUGAUCAGUCAAAUCCACCUCCGAAACUGCAGAGGACCCCGGAUCCGUCAGGGGCGUUUGAAUCGCCAGUCAAGACCUCCAUCAACAUCCAUGAUGGCGUGAUUGACGUUGACAUACCGCUGCCUGAUUUCUUGACAUCAUUUGAGAGUGCAGUGAGCUCCCCCUCCAGCAGUGGCUACCUGUCAGCCGCGGGCUUCGGGUCUGGCCUGGACACUUUUGAACAGUCCUGCCGUUUCUCUGCCGACGGAGAUGUCCCCCUGAACGUCGCCGGCUGGCUACAGCAAUACCACCCGGACUUUGUCCUGCAGGCCGUACCAGCGCAGAACGACUUGAUCAAGCAAGUCAAGGCCUCGAUGCGAGCCGAGCCCACCCCGCAAGUGUUGCCCGACGCCUUCUCGGCCGACGGGGACGCAGAGAGAUGGGUCAACAUCAGCUCCGCCAUCGUGGCCGACACGACUACGUUUACCAUCACCCGCAUCCACUACCGCCGCCUGGUCAAGCCCGGCUACACAGACGGGUCUUUGAGCGGCAGGACGCCAUCCCCUCAGGCGGCGGCGAUGACUCCUCUUACGCCUGCUGCUGCUGCCUGGACAACCCCGGCUGCUGCCGAUGGGGGGCAGGUACAAGACGAGUUCAUCGAGGAACUCAUCGUCAGCCUUGACGAGACGCUCGUCGAAGCGGUCGAGAAGGUCAUGGCUGCGGGGGGGGCAGACAUGAUGAGCAAAGCUAGUUCGUCGUGUUCCUCCCGGUCGACGAGCAAACGCAGGGAGAGAAGCAAUAGCACUUCGACGCAGGGGGAUGCUCGCUCGGCUCAUGCUACCCAUCACCACCACGGCGGGGGAGGGGGGAUGGCGCCGGAGGUUCCGCGGUCGAGGUGCAAGACUGUGCUUUUGGGGGCGUUGGAGGAGAUAAUACUGGAUGUGAUUGAGGAUAGGAAGCAGGAGCAACAGCAGCAGCAGGAGGGUAGUGGUGGUGGGAGAGAGAGUAUGGAUAAGGAUAAGGAGAGUAUUUUGAGGGAGGCGGUGAGGAGUUGGUUGGAUUUGGUGGAGGGUGGUGGUGAUGGGAGGUGGAAUGUGGAUUGGGUUUGA